Brassica oleracea var. oleracea is the source of this 717-nucleotide messenger RNA. RefSeq names its product germin-like protein subfamily 1 member 11. The record is from RefSeq and is a predicted model, not a curated record. The transcript is spliced from 2 exons. Gene Ontology annotation, molecular function: manganese ion binding. Lineage: Eukaryota; Viridiplantae; Streptophyta; Magnoliopsida; Brassicales; Brassicaceae. Gene Ontology annotation, cellular component: cell wall. The coding region runs from base 49 to 717 and encodes 222 amino acids.
UACAAAAAGAAACACUUCUCUAAUUCCGGGAACCAUUUCACUUAAUAUAUGGCAAUGAAGAGUCUCUCGUUUCUUGCGAUUCUAUCUCUUCUGGCCUUAACACUUCCAUUAGUCAUUUCCUCUGACCCAAGCCCCCUUCAAGACUUUUGUAUUGGCGUCAACAACCCAGCAAAUGGCGUUUUUGUGAACGGAAAGUUUUGCAAGGACCCAAAGCUCGCGACGGCGGAUGACUUCUUUUUCGCAGGGCUUCACAAUGCAAGACCAGUAACUAAUGCAGUCGGUUCAAAUGUGAUAGCCGUCAAUGUUAGCAACCUUCCAGGAUUAAACACCCUUGGAAUCUCUCUUGUCCGUAUAGACUAUGGAGUGCAAGGGCAGAACCCGCCUCAUACUCACCCACGUGCCACCGAGAUCCUGGUUCUCCAAGAAGGAACACUUUUGGUAGGUUUUGUCUCAUCAAAUGGAGACGGAAAUCGCCUCUUCACCAAAACACUGAAGCAAGGUGAUGUAUUUGUGUUUCCAGAAGGACUCAUCCAUUUCCAGUUUAACGUGGGGCGGUCUCCAGCGGUUGCAUUCGCUGCUUUGAGCAGCCAAAACCCGGGUGUUAUCACUAUUGCCAACACCGUGUUUGGGUCUAACCCACCUAUAAACCCGAAUGUUCUUGCUAGGGCUUUCCAGUUGGAUCCUAAGGUUGUCAUGGAUCUACAGAACAAGUUCUGA